Cucurbita maxima (winter squash) is the source of this 1256-nucleotide messenger RNA. RefSeq names its product ninja-family protein 4-like. The transcript has 2 exons. NCBI's taxonomy places the organism in Eukaryota, Viridiplantae, Streptophyta, Magnoliopsida, Cucurbitales, Cucurbitaceae. Bases 192 to 1127 code for a protein of 311 amino acids. Gene Ontology annotation, cellular component: nucleus. The record is from RefSeq and is a predicted model, not a curated record. Gene Ontology annotation, biological process: signal transduction; negative regulation of DNA-templated transcription.
CGCUAAAAAUAUCUCUGUGAUUCCAUUCUCUCCUACGUGUUCCUUCCAAUCCCACCGCCUCCUUCAUCUCCUCCGCUGCCGCCACGUCGCCGCUGCUCCGCCUCCCGAGAAUCCCUCCGUCCAUAUAAUCCAAAUCCACAAAUCUUCAUUCUCACACUCGUUCUACACUUGAUUUCAUUUUUGUCCGGGAGAUGAAAUUGGCGGUGAUACGUGAAGAAGACGGCGAUCUAGACCUCGAUUUAGGGCUUUCAAUCGGCGGAGGUUUCAGAAAUUUACCGGAGAAGUUAACCCUAAUCAACAAUGGCUCUGAUGAGGAGAGCGGAGUUACCGAUGAGAAGAUUAGAAGCGCGAUUAGGCGAGGAGAGGCCAAGAGGAAGCGAGAAGAAGAACGGAAUCGGCCAUUGAAGAGGGAGAAGAAGCUUGAAGGUUUAGGAUCUGAAUGUGAUUUGAUGAACAAUGUGGAUCUUCAAAAUCCGUAUCCCUACUCGUCGUUGCAGUACGUUCCGUUUAUCAAUGGCUAUGGCUAUGCGUUUCCCUGCCUGACGCCAUACUGGGCUGCCGGUGAGAGAAUCCUCCAUCAGCCGGCGGUGGCUUGCCGGAGUGUUUCCGAUGUUGGUGGAAGCAAGAACAGGAAAACUGGGUCUUCUGGAUCCUCCCCUGUUUGCAGUUCCUCUGUUAUUUCUGAUAAUUAUCACAGUUCUUCCUCUCAUGAAGGAGUUAGUAGCAGAAGCAAUUCAUGUAAUUCCUCAUCUAAGAAUCAUGUUAAAUCAAAGCCUUGCAGUGAGAAAUUGGUCGAAUCCCAUGUUUCCAAACCCAGAAUCAAGAACUCUUCAAUGGUGAAUGGAAAGCCUCCAAAGCCUGAAAUCCAGAGCCGCCAUGUCCAAAGUUUUGAGCAAAUGCCCUGCGUUUCAACCACAGGGAUUGCUCCCAAUGGCACCAAAACCAUAACCACUGGCUUCUUGUAUAGAUACUCAAACUUGGAGGUCAGUAUUUUGUGUGGCUGCCAUGGGGAAUCCUUUUCGCCGGCCGAGUUCGUUAAGCACGGCGGCGGCGGUCAGGUUUCCCAUCCUUUGAAACACAUUACUGUUCUUCCAACUAAUGGAAUCGUACCAUCUUCAAUUAGAUGAAUCCAUGUAUCUGAUUUAGAUCAUUACCGCUUAACAUCUUUUUUUGAUAUUGAAACUUCGAGACCGCCACUAUGUUGGUGAUUUUGGUCGGUCCUACUGUGACUUCAUUGAAUAAUUUAACGUUGGCAA